UAAAAAAAUUUCAAUGAACAUUCGAUCAGUCCGGCCCUCGGCUUGUAGCUAAAUGUUUUAUUUGGCCCUCCGUCCAUUUGACUUUGACACCCCUGGUGUAGCUGAUAGCAGAGGUUGGUCUGAUCUAGAUCGGACACUGCUUUUACAGUGUGUGUUCACAGGCAAGGCUCAAGAAGCAUACUCUGCUCUUACAGUGGAUGAAAGUAAAGUUUAUACCACUGUGAGGAAGGCUGUUUUAACAGCUUAUGAGUUGGUACCAGAGGCGUACAGACAGAGGUUUCGGACAUGGCAGAGGGGUGGGAAACAAACCCAUGUUGAGUUUGCCAGGGAGCUGGGAAUCCAUUUUAAUAGGUGGUGUGCUUCCUUGAAAAUUAGCACUUUUGUUGACCUCUGUAAUUUGGUUGUCCUGGAACAGUUUAAAAACUCUGUUCCAAGUCAUAUUGCUGUAUACAUCAGAGAACAUAAUGUGAAGACAGCUGCUGAAGCUGCUAAACUAGCAGAUGAAUAUGUUCUUUUACACAGAGGUGGCCGUGGGUAUCAAACUGGCAAUGAUUUUGGCUACAGGAGUGGCAGUCAAUCUUUUGUGGGGGGUCAUGCGAAGGAGGAAGGUGUUGGUCCUGAUCUGAACAGUAGGUCAGAACGGGUUUCAGGUGGGCAUGUUUAUUUGGAUCCAACUGACGUAUGUCAUUAUUGCAAAGCCAGGGGCCAUUGGAAGCGUGAAUGCCCUAAACGGGGUGCUCAAGUGAAAUCUGCUGCGUUUGCUGCCUCUGAAAAACAUGCUGGUUUUGUUUCCUCCAAGCAGGUGGGAGUAGGACGGAAGUACACCUUGGACCAGGGGGAUUUUUCUCCUUUCAUUUCUGAUGGCCAUGUGUCCAUAGUGGGGAGUGAUGCUACAGUGCCGGUAAAAAUUUUGAGGGAUACUGGGGCUUUUAAUUCAUAUAUUGUGAGCUCUGUAUUACCCUUUUCUGAGGAAACCAACACUGAAGAUCAUGUUUUAAUGCAGGGAAUGGGUCUUUUGGUGGAACAAGUUCCACUGCAUAAACUGACAUUGACUUGUGGAUUGGUUCAGGGAGAGGUUAUUAUGGGGGUGCGCCCUGCACUUCCUCUUGAGGGAGUGGAUGUAAUCUUGGGCAAUGAUCUUGCUGGUAGACGGGUGUGGACUGAUUGUCUGCUGCCUGCACCCAUAGUAACUUCUUCCCCUGUGUUAGGGAAGUUGGAUGAGAGUGCUCAGUGCUUCCCUGGGGUUUUUACAGCUUGUGCAGUGACACGAGCUAUGUGUCGGGCUGAGUCUGCAUCUGUCCCUGACCAGGAUGGUGGGGGAAUAGAGGAAAGUGAUUUCUUCUCUCUAUAUGUCCCUGAUUCUCUUUUGUCUGUUUCUCAUAGUGACCUGAUGGCGGAGCAGAGAGCAGAUUCUUCUCUUCGUCAUCUGUUUGAUCAGGUUGUCACUGAGGAAGAGAGUGUGGCUAGAGGCUCCACGAUUGGAUCAUCCUUUUGACCUGCAUGUGGAUGCGAGUGAUGUAGGUGCAGGUGCUGUCUUAUUUCAGAAAGAUGAUAAUGGGGUUGAUCGACCUGUGAGUUUCUACUCUAAGAAAUUCAACCAUUUUCAGGUAAACUAUUCUGUCAUUGAAAAAGAAACACUGGCAUUAAUUUGGGCCUUACAGCAUUUUGAGGUAUAUCUCGAUUCUGGCAGUGUUCCUCUGGUGGUUUAUACCGAUCAUAACCCCCUAACAUUUUUGCAUUCAUUGCAGUGUCCGAAUCGCAGAUUGAUGCGGUGGAUGUUGUUUUUGCAGCCUUACUGCCUGGAUAUCCGCCAUAUUAGAGGCUCAGAUAAUAUUGUGGCAGAUGCUUUAUCCAGGGCUCCUUGUCCCUAGAUUUAAAAAUCAUGCCUUUAAUUUUUAUUCCCCUUCUCUAUAAGAUCCUGAUAGGCUUCUCCAGUGCCUAGAGUGGGUGAGCUGUUAAGGUGGGGACUGCAUGGGUGAUUGUGGUAAGGCAGCAAACUUUGUUAAUGUUGUUGUCUCCUGGUUAUUUAGUUGAAUUGCUGUCUUUUUGGAGUUCCAUUAGGGACUCCAUUUUUUAUGGGGGGGAGUGACAGUCCCCUCCUAUCCAGUAGGGGUCUCUAGUCUAGUCCACUAUUUGUUUUUUGUUCUUUCAGGAAGCAGGUGGAUGGACUGUUGAUUGAACGCACCCGGUGGCUAAUAAAUACUGGCAUCUAGUCAGUCACCCUGCCUGCUUGGUUGGCCUCCGGACCUGACCGGAACAGGCAGCACUGCUCCACACUUCUCUCGGACUGGCUGAACAGUCCUCUAAGCGCAUACUUUUUUUUUUUAAACAAAUAAAUUGUUUCUUUGGAUCCGCUCGUCUGUCUCCCAUAUUUGUCAUUGCCUAUGGGGGUGCGGGGGGGUGACACCUGGAAUUACAGGGUGUACUUCUGGCUCUUCAGAGCUUUCUUCCAGGCUUGCAGGGGAAGCAUGUGCUGGUGAGGUCAGACAACACCACUGUGGUUUUUCACAUCAACCACCAGGGGGGAACCAGGUCGAGGAAACUGUUGUGCUUGACUCAACGGCUCCUGACCUGGGCAGCUCCAUACAUGGCCAGCCUCAGAGCAGCCUACAUCCCAGGGCCAGAGAACAUGCCAGCAGAUUUUCCAUCCCGUCAGAAGCCGCUUCCAGGGGAGUGGAAGCUUCACUGAGAGGUAGUGGAGUCCAUCUGGAAGGUCUUUGGCAGGGCGGACAUGGACCUCUUUGCCUCAAGGGAUGCAUUUCACUGUGCCCUUUGGUUCUCAUUGGACAACAGCAGCCCGCUGGGCCACGAUGCUCUGGCACACAACUGGCCCCGGACACUCCUUUAUGCCUUUCCACCAUUCAGAGUACUUUUUCAGACUCUCCUCAGGGUACGUCAGGAGGGGCACAGGGUUCUGCUGGUGGCCCCCUGCUGGCCAGCGAGGACUUGGUUUCCUCUACUGCGCGAGCUCAGCUCCGGCUCACCAAUGCAUCUCCCCUCCAGAAGGGAUCUUCUUUCCCAGAUGGGGGGUCGGAUUUUGCACCCCAAACUGGACCGGCUCCAGCUCUGGAUUUGGCCCCUGCAAGGCUGGGGUCCACUUUCUCAAGAUACACUGGGUCAAUAGGGCGUACAAUGGCUAAUGCCUGGGCGCUGUCCAUGCGAGCUGUCUAUGCUAACAAGUGGGUGGUCUUUGCGACCUGGUGCCGUAAUAGAGGGCGGGACCCGGUGCAGUGUUCAGUUUCUGACAUACUGACCUUCCUGCAGGCAUUACUGGAUCAAGGACGGUCUCUGUCUACCCUAAAGGUGUAUGUGGCUGCCAUUUCCUGUUGGCAAGUUGGGCUGAAUGGUUGUUCUGUGGGCCGUGACAAGGACAUUGUACUGUUUUUGAGGGGCGCUUGGCGUUUGCACCCACCCAACCGCCCUGUGGCACCGGCGAGGGACCUUUCUCUUGUGCUUGAGGCUCUUCUGUCCCUCCCAUUUGAGCCCCUGACAUCAGCAGACCUCAAAUGGCUCUCACUGAAGACAGCGUUCCUUUAACCUAUGAUUUCCGCAAAGCAUGUGGGGGAAUUGCAGGCUCCCUCGAUAGCCAAGCCCUGCUGCCGGUGGAACCCUGAUGGCUCAGGCGUUACACUGUGGUCUGACGUAGCAUUUAUUCCUAAGGUGUCACUGGCGGCAGACAGUACCCAGCCGCUCCAUCUUGCCAGGUUUGACACUGGAGGCCCCUCUGAACCACUGUGUCCUGUUCGUGCCCUUGAGGCAUAUAUUAAUGUCACGGCAUCCUUCCGAAAGACAAAUAGCCUUUUGGUUUGCUAUACUGGCUCACGGAAAAGUCAGGCACUUUCUAAGCAGCGACUUGCACACUGGAUUGUGGAUUUGAUCUCCAAGGCUUAUGCCUUGCAGGACCAGCCACUGCUGGCUGGAGUGAAGUGCCACUCUACAAGGGGCAUGUCAACAUUGUUUGCUGCCAUGACUGGGGUGCCAUUGGAUGUUAUAUGUCGUGCGGUCUCCUGGAAAUCACCUAGUACCUUUACUUGGUUCUACAGGGUGAAUGUGGCUGCGCCCCAUCCACUUCAAGGAAUCCUGGAGCAGCAUACCUCUACAUCACAUUAGGGUGGGUGAUGUGGUGGUUGUCCCUUGAAUGUUGCAGAUUCCUCGUGACCUUGUUGACAUGACUCAUCCAGAGCUUGAAGAACCGCCUCUGGCGGUAAGUAGGGAUGAAAUAGAACGAAAGUUACUACCGUCACUACGUUUCUAUGAAUCCCGGAUGACCACCAGAGGGCUUGGACCCUCGGAAUCUCUUCUUCUCGCGAGAAGAUUGAGGGAUUGAAUGCCGGGUGCCACGUGACUAUAUAGUCACGUGGGUCCUCGGCAGGUCACAAGUGACUUUGUUGUCAUUAGUACUUGACCUGGGCAUGCUCAAGAAUGAUCAUUCAGUGCUUGAAGCACCGCCUCUGGCGGUCAUCCGGGAUUCAUAGAACCGUAGUUACGGUAGUAACUUUCGUUUGCAGCAUCAAGGUGACUCUUAGCACCAAAUAUGGACAGAUUUCCUCUAAAGGGGGCGGAGCCAGGAUUGGAUGAACCAGAAGCAGCUUCCAGGGACAAACCUUGGGAACCUCUGGAGGAGAACAUGGAGAUGAGAUUCCUGCUUUAAUCAGUGGAUUCAUUGAUAGAAAACAUGACGACUGAAAUAUCUGAGAACUGCAGCUCCAUUUUCUACAGAUCUGCUGGAACAUCAGAUAGAAAUGAAGAAUUUCAUCAUUUCACAUCAAAUCUGUUCAUCUUCCACAGAUACAACUGAAUUAUUGAGCUGAACUGGUUCUAAAGGUCUGGAUGGUAAAAACAUCCAUUGUUUUUAUGUCUCAUUAGUUUCCAGAAAGAGUUGAAAUGUUUCAGAAGCUUUUAUCCAGCAGCUCAGUAAAGAUCUCUCCUCUUUCCAACCUGAUUUAGUCCAUGAAGCAGAACAUCUCUGCUGCUGCAGCAAUAGGAGGAAACUUCUCCAGCUCUCAACUUCUACUGCUUGGAAACAAAUCAGGGAGGAACAGCCUUUUCUCCAGGCUGCCUCCUCCUGACUCUAGCGCCACCUACUGGCUGUUCACCAGAGGUGGAGAAAGAACUCAAACAAUGUACUGAAGUAAAAGUACAAAUAAACAGACAAAAAUGUUCUCUAGUAAAAGAACCACAUUAACAUUUUUACUUAAGUAAAAGUAAGAAAAUACUGACUUUUAUAAAUACUUAAAGUAUUAAAAGUAAAAGUACUUGCUUAAUAUUUUACCUAAUGGCUAAAACAAUAUCAUUAAGUGUACCGAUCAUAUUUAAUUUUAAUACAUCAGUAAUGAGCCAUUUAAUGAUCAAUGCUGCAGAUAAAUCAUGUAUUUAUUGUUUUCUCUCUGUGAAAACAAGAAGCUUUUAUUUGUUAAUGAUGAUCAUCAUUUGUUAAUGAUGAUGAUGAUUUGUUGCUUACAGUUAAUGAAAACAUGACAUUUCUGAUCAGAUUACAGAUUACCGACCCUUCACACCCCCACCAUAGACUGUUCUUCCUUCUGCCCUCUGGAAAGAGGUUCCGCAGCAUCUGGUGCAGGUCCACCAGGUUCAGAAACAGCUUUUUCCCACUUGCCAUCAGACUGCUGAACUCUUAACUGGACUGCACUCAAAAACUGGUCUCCACUU
Gambusia affinis (western mosquitofish) is the source of this 5667-nucleotide messenger RNA. RefSeq lists its product as uncharacterized. The coding region runs from base 53 to 1495 and encodes 480 amino acids. The transcript is spliced from 2 exons. Lineage: Eukaryota; Metazoa; Chordata; Actinopteri; Cyprinodontiformes; Poeciliidae. The record is from RefSeq and is a predicted model, not a curated record. Gene Ontology annotation, molecular function: nucleic acid binding; zinc ion binding.